This is a messenger RNA of Rhea pennata, 381 nucleotides long. It is a transcript of the gene TCTA, whose product is annotated as T cell leukemia translocation altered. The transcript has 3 exons. Lineage: Eukaryota; Metazoa; Chordata; Aves; Rheiformes; Rheidae. The record is from RefSeq and is a predicted model, not a curated record. Gene Ontology annotation, biological process: osteoclast fusion. Bases 20 to 322 code for a protein of 100 amino acids.
GCAGCCCGAGGCGGCGGCGAUGGCGGCGGCGGCGGGCUGGGAGGCGCCGUGGCGGGCGCUGGGCGCGCUGGGCCGGGAGCUGGCGGCCGAGUGGGCGGCGCAGGACUUGCGGGCCGCACUGUGCCAGCUGCUGCUGCUGUGGCUGGGGCUGAGCCUGCUGGGCAUCCGCCUGGCGUGGCGGGCCUACGGCGGCGCCGUGGCGGCGCUCUGCUACCGCCCAGGCCCAGCCGGACGCAACGGCGGCGGCGGCACCGCCGACCGCCCCUGCCCGCCGCCGCGGGAAGGUCCAGCCGCGGAGCCGGUGAAGACGCACCGCGAGUGAGGGAGCUCCGGGACUGGCUGCGGAUUGCCCACUGCCAUUAAACCGCUGUGCCCUCCCUG